AUGGCCGUCCCUACCAGCAUCCUCUCGUCUGCCGCUAGGCGGCGGCUUGUGCAACUGCCCGAGCUGUCGAGAUGCGCUGUCCGGCCUGCAGCGGCAACGAGCAUUGCGUCGAGGUGUCUCGUGCGAGGCUACCGACCGGCUGCCAUCACCGCAGGACAGAGGCGCCCCAUAUCGAACACCACACGGAGAAGAUUUGCCAGCGUAGAAGACGAUGACUACCUCAAUCCCCUCAAAGCCGAGCGAGAAGCGGAUGAGGUGGAUGUAUGUAUCGUGGGUGGCGGCCCAGCGGGAUUGAGUGCUGCUAUCAAACUAAAGCAGCUUGCAAACGAUGCUGGAAACGAGGACUUUCGAGUGCUGCUACUGGAGAAGGCUGGUGAGAUAGGGGAUCACAUCGUCUCGGGCAAUGUGUUGGAACCCAGUGCACUGGACGAAUUGCUACCGGAUUGGAGGGCAGAAGAUAACCCAAAUCGAUUCGAAGACUUCACGCCUGCAACGACAGAUCGCAUGCGGUUCCUCACAAAGACGAGCUCGAUACCCAUGCCGAAGCCUCCCCAGAUGAACAACCAUGGAAACGUUAUUAUAAGCUUGAAUGAGCUCUCCAAGUGGCUAGGCGAAAGAGCAGAGGAAGUGGGCGUUGAGAUAUACCCGGGAUUUGCCGCGUCUGAAGUGCUAUAUACCAAGGAAGGAGCAGUCCGUGGUGUGGCAACAAACGAUCUGGGCAUUGGCAGAGAUGGCAAGCCUAAAGAUUCGUUUGAGCGCGGAAUGGAAUUCCAUGCUCGAUGUACACUUCUCGCAGAGGGCUGUCACGGCAGCUUGACAAAGCAGAUCAUCAAGAAAUACGACCUGCGGCGAGACAGCCAACCACAAACAUACGGUCUGGGCAUCAAAGAAGUCUGGGAGAUUGAUCCUGCCAAGUUUGAGAAGGGUCUUGUUGCACACUCAAUGGGUUACCCACUGCCCACGAAUACCUACGGUGGCGGCUGGAUGUACCACUUUGGCGAGAACAUGGUCUCCAUUGGUCUGGUAGUAGGUCUCGACUACCCCAACCCAUGGCUGGCACCGUACGGCGAGUUCCAAAAGAUGAAGCACCAUCCAUUCUACAAGAACUACCUCGAAGGCGGCAAAUGCAUAUCAUACGCAGCGCGAACACUAAACGAAGGCGGCUUCCAAAGCAUACCCAAAUGUGCCUUCCCCGGCGGCGCUCUAAUCGGCGACACGGCCGGCUUCCUGAAUGUUCCAAAGAUCAAAGGCACGCACACCGCAAUGCGCUCUGGCAUGCUCGCAGCUGAAGCAGCCUACGAAUGCCUAGACGGCAGCAAAGACACCGAAGGCGCCGUCUUCCUGUUCGACUACGAAGACAAGCUCCGCAAAAGCAGCAUCUGGACCGAACUCAAACAAGUCCGCAACAUGCGGCCCAGCUUCUCCACUCCCCUCGGUCUAUACGGUGGUGUCCUCUACUCCGGCCUCGAAGCCUACAUCCUCCGCGGCAUGGCCCCUUGGACCCUCAAACACCAUGGCGGCGAUCACGCAGCGACGAAGACCGCCGACCAGUGCCAGAAAAUCGAAUACCCCAAACCCGACGGCAAGAUCUCCUUCGAAAUCCUCACCUCCGUCUCACGAACGGGCACCAACCACGAAGAGGACCAGCCCUGCCACUUGCAAGUCGCCGACUGGGACAAGCACGCCGAGAUGGAGUACCCCAAGUACAAAGGCGUCGAGAACCGUUUCUGUCCCGCGGGAGUGUACGAGUACGUGGAGGAUGAGAGCAAGGAUCUCGGCGUGAGGUUUCAAAUCAACUCGCAGAACUGUGUGCACUGCAAGACUUGCGAUAUCAAGGUGCCGGAUCAGGAUAUCAAUUGGCAGACGCCGCAGGGUGGGGAGGGGCCGAAGUAUGUCAUGACUUGA
Molecule: messenger RNA, 1905 nt
Organism: Zasmidium cellare ATCC 36951
Lineage: Eukaryota; Fungi; Ascomycota; Dothideomycetes; Mycosphaerellales; Mycosphaerellaceae
Exons: 1
Coding region: 1-1905 (634 amino acids)
Biological process (GO): electron transport chain
Cellular component (GO): mitochondrial inner membrane
Molecular function (GO): electron-transferring-flavoprotein dehydrogenase activity; iron-sulfur cluster binding
Source: RefSeq, a predicted model, not a curated record